Molecule: messenger RNA, 1005 nt
Organism: Ostertagia ostertagi
Lineage: Eukaryota; Metazoa; Nematoda; Chromadorea; Rhabditida; Trichostrongylidae
Source: the annotation of a GenBank genome assembly
AUGGAAGCCGAAAUACGGCGAUCUCAAGUUAAAACCAAUUAUAGGAACAGGGCAACAUCAAUGAAUAAACGAUAUUCAGCGAAGGUGUUCGCAGCACCGCGCUACCAGAGAAGACGUGAGUCAUCACCGCUCCAGUCGGACCAACAGCUGUCACCUGUCGUGACAGUGGACAGGGAAACCAGUAGUGUAGACGGGACUGCGUCUAUGAUUCGGAUCGAACGACUGCGUCAGCUGAUGAGCCAAGGAGACUCACACAGGCGUGGCUUUGUGCGACUUCCCGUAGCUCCUCUUCCUUCCACACCUAUGCUUUCACCGCAUCAGGUCAAUGUGAUCAUCGAUCGGACACUUCAAAAUUUAUUCCAUCCCCCACCGAUACCACCAAUUCCACAACAAGAGUUUAGCAUUGACGGCUUCAUCGAGCGAUCGAAUGCUCCUAUUAAAUCUACAUCACCGGCGCCACCACGAGAAGCUCAACCAUCCGCAAUCACAUUCCCCAACCCCGACAGCUCCACCUUAGCGCCGUUCUUCAUUUUCCGGAGACCAUUUAAAGUGGACGCUGAACAUUCACCGACUAUUCGAAGGCCGUGGUCAACUCACUCUAAACCUCAAAAGCAUUUCUCCACCGGCCGAUCCUCAAAGAAACUCCCCCUCAGAAUAAAGGGUCCCUGGGCAGGCCGUGGUUCCGCGAAAGCGAUCCGAACAGGCAGCCCCUUCAGAGAUGAGUUCGUUACUUAUCCAAGGGACACCGAAGUGUUAACUGACAUAGCCAUUCCAUACCGAAAUCGGCUGAAAAGCAAGUUACGGGCUGUUAUCCCUGGCCCGGAAGAAGAUGCAAUAUAUGAGGAUAUUCUGCAUGAGGAGAGAAAACUGCUCUCUGAGAGAAAUGCACAACUCCCACCAGACUACCAAGUCGACUUCGACGACACUACCGCUCCUCAACAACCACAAGCACGCCACGCCAUUUUUCGUAUUCACGCAACCAGAAAGACGAAGACCGGUGGCUGA